AUGGGACAAAAACCUGCAAGUAUUCGAUCAACAUGCUGCAUAUGUAAUCAAGGCAGAGACGCCUAUAAAUGUGAAGAAUGUUCACGGUACUUUUGUUUCGAUCAUAAAACAGCACAUCGUCUAACACUUAGCAAACAACUCGGUGAGAUUGAAACUGAUCGAGAUCAGUUUCAUCGAAAACUUAUUCAACAAAAAGAAGCUUCAAGAAAAUUUCCUUUGAUACAAGAAGUUAAUAAAUGGGAAGAGGAUUCAAUUAAGAAAAUUAAACAGACAGCAGAAGAAUAUAGACAAAUAUUAAUUGAAUAUCAAAAUAAACACUAUAUUGAAAUAGAAAAACAGUUAUCCCAAUUAACUGAACAAUUGAACAGAAUUCACCAAGACAAUAAAUGUAAUAAAAUUGAUUUACAGCCAAUUAGAACUAAAUUAACAAAACUAGUUGAAGAAUUGGAUCCAUCGUCCAAUAUUAAGAUUUCGGAAGGUUCAGCAUCAUUUGUUAAAACGAUUUCAAUUAUACUAGCCCCUGGAAAUCAUCAAGAAAGGAAAACUAGUAAUACUGAUUCAAAUCAGGGUCCAACACAACUAACUGAAGAACAUAAGCAACUCAAAAACGUUUCAAACCCUAAUGAUUCUAAGAGUUCGAUGGAUAAAUCAUCUGGUCAAAAAUGUCCUCAUCAACAUGAUGAAAAUCGUGAUGAUAGUUGCAAUUUAAGUGAUGACGUUUGCAAGAUUGAUUUCAUGUCGCUGAUGAAUGAUGACGCUUCAACAACAUUAGUCAAACUUUGUAAUUCAGAAAAUCAACAUAAAACUGAUGACAACCGUGACACAAAAUCAAAUUGUAGUAAUUUGCAACAUGAUGCAGAAAGUAAAAUAGUUAAUGAUAAUUAUUCUGACGCUUCUACUACAAGUAUAACAUUUAUUAACCCGACAAUAGGUGGUGAUAUAGGAUUUCGAGGUGGUGGCGUCGUACGAAGAAGACGAUUUAGUUCAAGUGUUCGUAGUAAGAUAAGUUUAAAUGAACAUGAAAAAUGUGAUUGUCUUUGUCUUCUAGAUAAUCGUAGUGAUAGCAGUAGUCGUAAUGGAUUCACAGUUAAUGAUAAUGAUUUUGACCAGUCAAGUACAAGUACAAAAUUUAUUAAGUCAACAAUUCGUGGUGGUUUUAACAGUGGUAAUAUUGGAUUUCGAGGUCAUCGAGACGCACUCAGAGGACGAUUUAAUCCAAGUGGUCCUAAUAAUCGUGGUCGUAGUGAUGACGACAAUUGUUACAAGUGCCACAGACCGGAUCAUAUAUCUCAUGAUUGUCCUGAAGAAACUGUUGGUGUUGAUGGUUUCCGUAGUUCUGGUGAUCGAAGAAAAAAUAAUCGAGUUUCUGACGAUAUUUUCAAUCAACCUGAUGUUCAUCCUUGUCCUCAACCAACUGAACAUUAUGUUUCAUCCGCUUCACCAACAACCGAAAAUAAUAUAUUUGGUGAAACAGUUACUAAAGGUCAAAAUUUUGAAAAAUAUCAUCAAACUCAAGUACUCUGUACACCACUAAACAAAAUCAAACCAAUUGAAUUAUAUAGAGAAGCUAUUCCUACGACACAAAUUUUAUCAAAUAUCCGUCGUGCCCAUUUUCAAAAACCAACAACUAUUCAACGUUAUGUUAUACCUAGUAUACGACAACAAGAUGAUCUCAUUGUUUGUACUCAAAGUGGAUCUGGUAAAACAGCUGCUUUUCUUUUACCAAUUAUUUCAAAUUUACUUGAAUAUCAUGAGGAUGAAUUAUUUACGCGAGAUGACCCACCAUCACCACUUUGUCUUAUUGUUUCAGCUACACCUGAUCGUGCUUUACAAAUAAAAUGUGAGGCAAGAAAAUUUGCAUUUCAAACUGCUGUUAUAUCGUGCUCUGCUGUUGGUGAUCAUGAUAUGUAUGUUGUAUCGGACCAGCUUCAAAAAGGUUGUCAUAUUCUAUCAGCUACUAUUGGUCAUCUUAAAGAUAUGGUUGAAAAAGGCCGAAUUUCAUUGAAAAAGGUUAAAUACUUUGUUCUUGAUGAAGCUGAUCGAAUGUUAGAUGCAGGCGUUGAACUUGAUAUCCGUAAAUUAGAAGAUCUUGGUUUAGUACCAAAAGAUAGCCGCUUUACAUCAAUAUUUUCUACAACAUUUUCUAAUGAAGUACAACAAUUAGCUAAACAUUAUCUGCGUGCCAAUUAUGUAUUUCUUGAUGUUAGUACGCUUGAUGGUAUCGAUACAGAUAUUGCACAGACAAUUGAGGAAGUAUCGUCUUCGAAAAAGAAAGAUCGUCUUUUUCAAUUAAUCAAACAAAUUUGUAAAUCUGAACGUUGUUUGAUAUUUGUUGAAACGAAACGACGAGCUGAUUAUCUAGGUGCAUUACUUUCACAAAAACAUUUCAUGAGUACAACAGUGCAUGGUGAUCGAACGCAAAGACAACGACAGGAAGUUGUACAACAAUUUGCAAAUGGAAAAUAUCCAAUACUUGUUGCAACAUCAGAUGUUGUUCGUGGUCUAAAUUUGCCUCAAAUUGAUUAUGUUAUUAAUUAUGAUUUUCCAGAUACAAGUGACUUUGAUACAUGCCGUAUUGGUCAAGCUAAUUAUCUGGGUAAAUCAAUAUCAUUUUUUGAUCCUGAUCGAGAUUCCGAUCGGAAAAUUGUACCUGAACUCAUAUUAAAAUUAAACGAAGCUGGUCAACGGGUACCUGAAUUUCUUAAAAAAUAUACUGAUAGCAGCCAAGUUCAACUUUAUAAAGAUAAUCAUAGUUCGCGAAAUAGCUACAUGCGUUCCGAAGAUGAUCAUACUGCUGGUCAAAAUUGA
Molecule: messenger RNA, 2808 nt
Organism: Rotaria sp. Silwood1
Lineage: Eukaryota; Metazoa; Rotifera; Eurotatoria; Philodinida; Philodinidae
Source: the annotation of a GenBank genome assembly